AUGACGUCGAGCGCGACAACAUCUACCGUCUCCUCCUUUGCUACUCACAGUCUUGCGACGGCUGCUGCUGCUGAUGCUGCUGCACCGGCAAAGAAGCGCAAUCGCGCCAUUCUCUCGUGUUUGGUGUGCCACGAAAGAAGGGUGAAGUGCGAUCGACAAUUACCAUGCGCACCUUGUAGGAGAUACGGAGCGGUUUGCACCUAUGCUGCCCCACCUUCCACCUCUACCAAGCGCAAAAAGGCAGCAGUGGGACUGUUGCGCGCCAAUGAGAGGGAUGAGGAGCAGGAGCAGGAGGAGGAGGAGCAAGGGGAGGCUCGCACGUCCACCAAGGACAAACCUUUUCGCGGAUUCAUGCAGCAGUUCGAGGAGCAAUUUGCCGCUCAGGAGGAGCAAGAGGAGGAGCGGGAUGAGCGGGAGAAGGAGCGAUCGAUGCUUGCCGCCACUACGCACGACGAGAGCACCGCAUACACGCCGUGCGACGUGGCCAGGAUGCAAGCGUGCUGGAAACGCUUGCCGUCGCAAAAGGUGUGCGAAGAGCUCAUCAGCUUCUACUUGAGCAACGUCGACUACAUGUACGGUGCUGCUGAGGCUGGACGAGACUCGCUGUCCGCUUGGAUGAGGGGCUUGAUGGAUCGCUUUCAACCCGGCACCGCGCAGAUCUGUCCCUUGCUGCUCAAUCACCACGACGCUAGCAGGAUGGCAUUCGUAGCGACAACGAUGCUAGCAGCCGUUCAGAUGCUCGAUCCGCAACGGGCCGUAUUGUGUCUUGUGGAUUUGGACCCCACCUCGAAUCUCUUUGGUGCAGCAGCAGCAGCACCGGACAAGUCGUCCACUCGAGCCUUGUUGGAGAGCACAGCGCUGGCACUGCUCGACUUGGCCAUCGAAGCGGACGAGGCCUCUCCUUUGCAAGUCAGAAUCAAUCUCAUCCUGCUGCACUAUUUCAAAAACGAAGGGAGGAGCGCGACGCCUACGGCCAAGAUGCUCGUCAGGCGCAAUGCUCAAGUCGUCCGAGCUUGCAAACUUCACCUCGACCCGCCCCUCGACUCGCCAGAGCUGGAAAGUCUUCGAAACCUCUUUUACACGUACUACAUUUACGAUCGGUGAGUGGUGCUUGCGCGUGCGCGUGCGCGUGUGUGUGCGCGAUUUGCGUCACUCAACUACGCGCCCUCGCGAUUGCUGCAGGUACAGCUCGGUCAACUUUGGAGCGCUACCUGCGAUUGCGGAUCACGAGAUCACCACGCAGCCACCUGUUCCAGAGCAUUUUUCCAGCGCAACAAAUGUAGGACUGGGCGCAUCUCCCAAGAUUCGUCUUGCCAAGAUUGCAGGCGACAUGGCCAGCGCCAUUCAUCGUGCUGAGCUAGACGAUGCCACGAUCGACCGCUUAGACGCGGAGCUGGUGGAGUGCGCCGACAAUCUGCCCUGCGCUUACGCCCUCAGCUCUACGAACGACGUCGAAGCAUCGCAAAAUGGCGUGAUGCAAGUGCAACGACAUGCACUGUGGAUCAGCUACCAUUCGGCCAGAGCCAUGCUGCACCGCACGCGCUUCUUUAGCCGAAACGCCACGCCCAGUGCGGUGGAGGAAAAGAGUCGAGCGCUGUGCAUCGAGUCGGCCAUCGAGAUGAUCAAGGCGCAACAAUCUGUGCGCAAAGGGACAGGCAUGGCGGUAGAGCUGUACAGCCGAUCUUUUUUGGCUUCCUACCUCACCCUCGAACCUGCCACCACGCUAGUCGUUUCUGCCCUGACGGAAGUUGCCAAGACGCCAGGCGAUGCUGCUCUACCGCACACGGUGGAUGUGUACCUCGCUUGGGCACGACGAGGUCUGUUGUGUUUGGAAACGCUACCAUCGGAUCUAGACUUGGCUUCUCGUAGCGCGCACCUCCUCUCCCGCAUCCUCAAAAAGGCAAGUCGAGUGGUAGAGAUUCGAAGAAGAGUGCAGAGCAGCGGCGGCGGCGGCGGCGGCGCCUCAUCGAAUGGUGGUGCGGCGCACGCUCCAGAAAAGUGCAGAGGCGUGGCUUCGAGGGAGAGGGAUGCUAUUAGCGGCUUGAUGUUUGACGAGGUUGGAAGACGUAUUCCCAUGCCGUUUUUGGAGCCGCCGCCCAGUAGUCGAGCGAGCAGGGCUGCUGA
This is a messenger RNA of Ceraceosorus bombacis, 2124 nucleotides long. NCBI's taxonomy places the organism in Eukaryota, Fungi, Basidiomycota, Exobasidiomycetes, Ceraceosorales, Ceraceosoraceae. The record is from the annotation of a GenBank genome assembly.